UGAACUGGAUGUUGGUUUCAGAAAGAGAAAGAUAGAGAGAGUGAGAGAGAGAGAGACAGAACAGCGAGCAUGACUGAGCAUGUGCAGCUUCUUUACAUUUAGCCUAUUGAUAUGAACGUCCUGCUGGCACAUAAACACAUAUGGGGCAAACGGGCACACACUAACACAUGAGGCUCACGCUCAGUGUGAUUAUGAAGGGCUUUAGCACAGGGCUGUUGGGUUGCAUGUGGGAUGUUUGAGUUUGCUUAACUGAACAUCACUCCUCAUGCGUACUGGAAUCGGCACAUGGUUACUGGCAUUGACAAACUCAUCACACACACUCAUGUCGGGCGCAGUUGACAGCUCAGCUCUAGGUUGCGGACAGAGAAAGGCAGAGGAAGAUCUUCUUAUAUAGUAAUGCUAUUUCUGACAUUUAGGCAAACUCUUUUUACGCACGAACUCUGAGCUCUUGUCCCCGCGCGCGAUGAACGCGUCGCGCUCGCUUAGCAUGGGGAUCCCCACUCAAGUGGCCAACAGCACCGCGGUCAGUGACUCUCUUUCCCCGUGGAAUUACAGCGCAGUGAGCGCGCACAAACUGAUGGAGCUGCCGGCGCGAGCCACUACGGUGGCGAUGGUGCAAGAUGUUCGACAUCCUUUCCCGACUGUAGAUGUUCCAGAUCAUGCUCAUUACACCAUCGGCUCUGUCAUUCUGGCGGUGGGCAUCACCGGCAUGGUGGGAAACCUUUUGGUCAUGUAUGCCUUCUGCAAGAGCCGGAGUUUGAGAACACCUGCCAACAUGUUCAUCAUCAAUCUUGCUGUCACUGAUUUCCUGAUGUGUGUCACUCAAACACCAAUCUUCUUCACCACCAGUUUGCACAAGCGAUGGAUCUUUGGAGAAAAAGGCUGUGAGUUAUAUGCAUUCUGCGGUGCUCUGUUUGGUAUCUGCUCGAUGAUCACACUCAUGAUUAUUGCAGUAGAUCGAUACUUCGUGAUCACUCGUCCUUUGGCCUCUAUUGGCGUUAUGUCACGCAAGCGAGCCUUGCUGAUCCUCUCUGCUGCCUGGGCUUACUCUAUGGGCUGGAGCCUGCCCCCCUUUUUUGGAUGGAGUGCAUAUGUUCCUGAAGGUCUGCUGACGUCCUGUUCGUGGGACUACAUGACCUUCAGUCCUUCUGUUCGAGCCUACACAAUGCUGCUCUUCACUUUUGUAUUCUUCAUUCCCCUCUUCGUCAUCAUUUAUUGCUACUUCUUUAUCUUCAAGGCCAUCCGUGAAACCAACAGAGCUGUGGGGAAAAUCAAUGGAGAAGGAGGACCCAGAGAUUCUAUCAAAAAGAUCCACCGGAUGAAAAACGAAUGGAAGAUGGCAAAGAUAGCGCUCAUAGUGAUCCUGUUGUAUGUCAUCUCCUGGUCUCCAUACUCCUGUGUGGCUCUCACUGCUUUUGCUGGAUACGCAGACAUGCUGACACCCUACAUGAACUCUGUGCCCGCUGUUAUUGCCAAAGCAUCUGCCAUCCACAACCCCAUCAUCUAUGCCAUCACUCAUCCCAAAUACAGGUCUGCCAUUGCCAAGUACAUCCCUUGUCUUGGAGUGCUGCUCUGUGUUCCUCGUAGAGACCGCUUCAGCAGCAGUAGCUUUAUAUCCACACGACGCUCCACAUUGACCAGCCAGUCCUCUGAGACCAGCAGCAACUUGCAUCGAGCCGGAAAGGCACGCUUGUCCUCUGUAUCUGACAGCGAAUCAGGCUGGACAGACACAGAGGCAGAUCUCUCCACCGCAAGUUCACGGCCUGCUAGUCGCCAGGUCUCAUCGGAAAUCCGCAAAGAUCUAUGCGAUAUCAAGCACAGCAGCUCUCUGAGGCUGAAGGUCAAAAGCAGAGACUCUGGAAUCUUCGACAGGACAUCAGCCCAGAGUCUAGCCGACCCGAGCACCAACCGGCCCUGUGCGUACAUCAGCACGGUUGGUGACAAAGAUGAAAUCUCCAUGGCCGAGGUCAGCCUGUCAAGCUGUCCCUCGUCUUCUAAUGACGUCUCAGAGAAAGCAGAUGAGAAAAGGCCAUUGGUUCGGAUCCCCUCCAUCAUUGUGACUUCAGAAACCUGUCCUGCUGUCCUGCCAGCGGGACACUCUUCCAGGCUCAUACCUGGAGCUCCAGCAGUCACAGACUCUGUCACCGUGACUGACUGAACACUGAUGCUCUGUCAUCUGACUGUCUCUUCCUCAUUUCUGUCUUCUUUACCCAGGGCUCAAAAACCAACCUGCAUGCAGUUACAACUGACAUCUGAAUUAUUGUUACCUUUGCUUGUUUUCAGAUGGAAAACAAGCCACUUUAAGGUAAACAGGGUGUGUAUUUUUGACAUGAAAGUGGGGUCAGGACACCUAUUCAGGCUUUUUCCGGUGGUGUGGAGAUGAUCCUCUCCUCUCAGGGAAGAAAAGCAGCAGUUGGUGUCUGUGUUGUGGAUUUUGGCACCGGUUCUGAAUAUGUGUUCAGAUUUCCUUUUCAAUGAGCUGCUUUGUCCAUUAAUGCCUGUGCAGUAUAGGUCAUAGCAAAAACCCAUUGCCUGUGUCUGCACAAGAUCAGAAACAACAUGCUAUUUUAGAAAUGAGGAUUUAACACUUAAGACCCCAGUAUACUUCAAACAAAAUUGGACAGUGAGCAGAAAUUACAUAAUUUUAACAAAUCUGGAAAAAACUAAGAUUGUUUUGUUCAAUUUGGCAGCUCAUUAUACAACAAACAUGACUAGUUAGCAACAGGAGAGUAUGUAGCAGAGCUGGUACAGAUAUAUCCGCACCUGUAUAAUUGCUAGCAGACAGAUUUAAAAGACUCUGAAGGAGUGACACACCAGACAAAAAGCCCCAACAUGUCACGUGUCACAUGUGUCUUACGCUGCAAAAAAA
This is a messenger RNA of Danio rerio (zebrafish), 2869 nucleotides long. NCBI's taxonomy places the organism in Eukaryota, Metazoa, Chordata, Actinopteri, Cypriniformes, Danionidae. The record is from RefSeq and is a predicted model, not a curated record.